Lodderomyces oxycetoniae is the source of this 516-nucleotide messenger RNA. RefSeq lists its product as uncharacterized. The record is from RefSeq and is a predicted model, not a curated record. The transcript is spliced from 3 exons. NCBI's taxonomy places the organism in Eukaryota, Fungi, Ascomycota, Pichiomycetes, Serinales, Debaryomycetaceae. Bases 1 to 516 code for a protein of 171 amino acids.
AUGAGAACUAAUUGGAAAGAAGCAGGUGAUAAAGAAGCAAGAGAAGCAGGUGAUAAAGAAGCAGGUGAUAAAGAAGCAGGAGAAGCAGGAUACGCAGGAUAUGCAGGAAAUACAGUAAGGAGAAAAGGAGGCAAUUUGGCUCAAAGAUUUGGAAACUGGACCUUGAGAAGAAACUUUGCAAAAGUGACGAUUUUUCACUUAACGCUUGCUGCCGAGUAUUGCUCCACUAUCGAGCAGAGCGAGCUGCCGGGUAUUGCUCCACUAUCGAGCAGAGCGAGCUGCCGGGCAUUGCUCCACUAUCGAGCAGAGCGAGCUGCCGGCUGCUGGGUAUUGCUCCACUAUCUCGCUUCGCUUGAUAGUGUCGCUUCGCUCGAUAGUGUCGCUUCGCUCGAUAGUGUCGCUUCGCUCGAUAGUGUCGCUUCGCUCGAUAGUGUCGCUUCGCUCGAUAGUGUCGCUUCGCUCGAUAGUGUCGCUUCGCUCGAUAGUGUCGCUUCGCUCUAUAGUGUCACUCGAUAG